Drosophila sulfurigaster albostrigata is the source of this 1166-nucleotide messenger RNA. RefSeq names its product lactosylceramide 4-alpha-galactosyltransferase-like. Gene Ontology annotation, biological process: glycosphingolipid biosynthetic process. Gene Ontology annotation, molecular function: alpha-1,4-N-acetylgalactosaminyltransferase activity. The record is from RefSeq and is a predicted model, not a curated record. Bases 1 to 1095 code for a protein of 364 amino acids. The transcript has 2 exons. Lineage: Eukaryota; Metazoa; Arthropoda; Insecta; Diptera; Drosophilidae.
AUGAAGAAACGUUCAACGUUGAUAAGUGGACGCCGUUUUUUGCUUUUGAUUGUGGCUCUUAGUCUAAUUUUUCUUGCUGCGGUGUACUACAUAACAGACAUAAGGCAAACAGAAAUCCCGGUCUACUCAUGUUAUCUGGACUACGAUUCGAGAGGUUCUAAGGAAGAGCCGCAACAACUUGAAGAUGUGCUCUUCGCAGACAUAAAGCCAACUCCUGGAAAUUCUAUAUUCUUCCUGGAAACCAAAUGCAAUUGUUCUAAUCAUAGGUAUAGUAUACUCAACUUUACGGCUCAUCAGGCCUGUGCCGUCGAGGCUGCGGCAUUACAUCAUUCCAGUUAUGAUGUCUUUGUGCUAUUCGCCUGCCCCACGAUUCGUCAGCAAAAUGAUCCCAUACUCGAUGCUAUGCUCAGUUAUGAGAAUGUCCAGAUUCGUUCUGUUAAUCUCUGGCGAUUUGCCGAAGGUUCCCCUAUUGAGGAUUGGCUAAAGAAGGAUGAUCUAUUUCGUACUGAAUUUUUGAUGAUCAACAUUUCCGAUCUGCUGCGAUUGCUGACUCUGUAUCGCUAUGGUGGUAUUUACUUGGACGAGGAUGUGAUCAUGUUUCGCAGUUUUGAGGACGAGGUCCCCAAUUUCAUGGGUGCUGAGACAAAUACAAGCAUUGGAAAUAGUGUGCUUGGCCUGGAGCCUGAUGGAUUUGGCCAUAUGGUGGCAGAGCUUCUUUUAAAUGAUUUUCAGCGCAACUAUUUGGGCAAUGUCUGGGCUCACAAUGGUCCCAAGUUGUUGGUGCGAAUGAUGACUCGAAUAUGUGGUACGAAUGACGUUAAUGUUAUGCAAGAGGACAUCAAUAUUUGCCACGGCAUUAAGGUAUUCGAUAUCAAUGCUUUCUAUGAGAUAAAUUGGACGGAAAGGUCUCGUUUCUUUCAUAAACAAUUUGCGAAUGAAACGCUGAAGCGUCUGAAAGAUUCAUAUGCGAUGCACACCUGGAACCAUAUUAAGACUAAUUGGCCUUUUAGAGUUGGGUCUAGUUCGGCUUACAUGCAGUUGGUGGCACAACAUUGUCCGCGGGUUUUUGCUGCCACUGGAAAAUACUUCACAUAGUUUAUUAAAAUAUGUGUUAAAUAAUAAUUAUUUAAAUCAUUGAUAUCUGCCAAGUUCUUAAGGAUAUAAAA